This is a messenger RNA of Daphnia carinata, 1029 nucleotides long. RefSeq lists its product as uncharacterized. Lineage: Eukaryota; Metazoa; Arthropoda; Branchiopoda; Diplostraca; Daphniidae. The transcript is spliced from 5 exons. Bases 289 to 996 code for a protein of 235 amino acids. The record is from RefSeq and is a predicted model, not a curated record.
GGAAGACAAAAGGGGAAAGUCUGACAGUCCGAACGUAAUCUACUUCCCCUAUCGACGUCAGUAUCAACCACACUUGCUCACGAUAUAGAACAAAACUAACCGAAAAUCAGUGUAGUUGGUAGGAUCUUCAGUGUGCCAUUGUAUAUCAACACAAGUGUAUUGCAACGUGAUUCUCGUCCGCUAUGCACAAUUGAGUAAACAAUUGGCAGUUAGCAAGAAGAAGCGCGUCUUGUACGCCAGUUUUACAACGCACACAGCUUAAUUGCGAAGGAUUCAGUGCGUGGACGAAUGGAAACGCCACUAACGGCAGAAGCCGGAAACAAUAGAGCCCUUGCAACGGGAACUACAAAUGGUGCAUCGCUCGAUUCAAGGCGUUUGCAAGAUGCGGCUAACAGUUCGUCGUACAUUACUGUCUAUAAUAAUCAGACUCUAAGAAGACUACUAGUCCUUUCAGUUUCUGCUAUUCUGUGUGAGAUUAUUCAAUUCAUUUGCCAAGUUUGUUUGAUCAUGCAAUCAAGGCGGCUGUCAAUAUCGGCCAUCAGCGCUGUCCUCGUCAUCUGGACGCUGUUGGCUUUGACGCUAACUGCCCAGUGGAUUCUUCUACUAGGCAGCAACCGAGUGGCAAUUGUAAAAAAAGGAAAGAUGCUGAUUUGUGGAUGCCAAGGUCUUGGGGUUCUCAGUUUAUUAGCUUCAGUAGCUCUUCUGUCGGUUCAGAGCGAAGGCAACAAAUGGACAGAAGAUAAUACCAAAUGGCUCGUCGGGGCAAUGGUCGGUACCAAUUGCAUGAAUGUUAUUACUUUCUGUGUGCUAUUCGUCUUCAUCGUUCGAGGACAGAAAAACGUUCAUCAAGUUAUAGGAUCGUGGCUUUGGGCGGCUAUCCAGCAACACAUGCAGCAACAACUGAUAACAGCGGAAAGUGGGAGCGAUUUAAUUAAAGAGCAUUUACAAGCAGCCUACGACGCGGAAGAAUUGUCGUUUUCAGCAGAAGCGGCAUAAGCCUCAAAAUGGAUCGCAAUUGCGUCAACUCGA